Molecule: messenger RNA, 2460 nt
Organism: Sycon ciliatum
Lineage: Eukaryota; Metazoa; Porifera; Calcarea; Leucosolenida; Sycettidae
Exons: 16
Coding region: 162-2249 (695 amino acids)
Cellular component (GO): extracellular matrix
Source: RefSeq, a predicted model, not a curated record
AUGCAACAGAGCCGGUGUCAGGUACGGUGGGUGGUCAGUGUCUGUGGCAGUGACUUUUCUGAGAAGGUACACCGAGAAAAUUAUGCUUCAUUGUGUGCGGAUCGAGCUUGGAGAUAUAUGCAAACCGAGCCUUCUUGCUUGAAGGCACUCACUGGACGAAGAUGAAGUUAGCGAUUGUUAUUGUCCUUUGCGGACUGGCCGCUCAGACUCUGGCGCAGGCUGACACAGAGCCCCGUGUGUCCACCAAUGGAGGUUCAUUGACAUUCAGCGCCGGCAGGAAUGGUGAUAUCGCUUUCAAAACAGGCUCUGGCGGAUCUCUGUACCUGAAUGGUGGACAGAUACAAUCAGCUGCUGACUUGAAGGGUGCCAAGGGUGAUGGCGGUGCGAAAGGUGAAGUUGGUGUUGAUGGUACGAAAGGAGACCAAGGUAUCGCUGGUAUCGAUGGUGCAAAGGGAGAUUCAGGCAUCGAUGGACAGCAAGGCAUCAAAGGAGACAUGGGAGUAGCAGGUGUGAAAGGUGUGAAAGGUGACGGUGGCAGCGCAGGAUCAAAGGGAGACAUGGGAAUGAAGGGAGAGACUGGUACUAGCGGUGUCAAUGGAAUCAAGGGUGCCGCUGGUGUACAGGGACCUAAGGGUACAGCUGGUACAAAGGGUACAUCCGGUGACAAGGGAGAAGUAGGACCACCCGGCCCCACAACUGUUGUUGGCGGCGGAGGCGGUGAUGGUUGUCUUGUGGGCCUUCUCCCUUCAUGCCCAUACUGGCUGAAUUCCGACAGCCCUGUCCUCCAGGCCAAUACCAUAAAUCAGAUCCUGUCACUGGCCACUGGCAAUAUGGAGAAGUACUACCAUCCAAAAUACGAAGCCAGCUUUACAUGCAAGUUCUAUGGUCUGAGCUCGGCACGAACCAUGUUCUCCAAAAAGGCUGCCCUUAAGCCCGCAGUUGAUCCUGAAACUGGCAAGUUGUUCUAUACAGUCAACUGCUCUGUACCAAACUGGUCACUGCAGCCGUCCACAGGCGGCCCGCCAGUAACAGAGGAGAUCGCCAACGUGACACUUUGGUUCCAGGACACCACGGAAGUGCAGUUUGCAGGAAUGGGAACAUCCAACCAAGUUCAGUUCUCAGUUGGUUGGUUUAACACCACUACGCAGGCUGAUGGCUCUGUGAUGAUUUAUGGCGUCGGGUUCAAUGUAUCUGCAUCGUUCCUCUGUCAGUUCUCUAAUACAACGUCACUGGGUGUGAUGCUGCAUGUCAAUGCCACCACACAGCUGGCAUCAAACAGCAGCUACAUUCGCUGCAAACCACCACACUGGAACUUCACUGGCGAUUCCAGAAUCAACGUUUUGACUCAGGUGCGUGUCUUUGAAGAGGAUCGCGUGACAAAGGCAGUUCUCUAUGAAGUCCCGUUCCGUGGCACACCAAAGAAGGAUGACCUCUACACCUACUACCGGUGUCGUGAUGGGGUCAAUAACGGAGCUGAAACCGACGUGGAUUGCGGUGGGCUGUGCCCGAAUCUCUGUCCACAUGGCGCAAAGUGUAAUGUGGACUCUGACUGCGUCGCUGGCACUUGCUCGAAAACGCUGAAGCAAUGUUUAUCGCUCGGACAGUCUCCAACAUCUCCGGCACCAAGUUGCCAGGCCAUAACGUAUAAUUCAAGUGGUAUAGCCUGGAUCAAGUGGGCUGGCGCCAGUGGUGGAUCUGUGCAGACCUAUUGUUUGUUGGACAAGUCAAUCGAUGGUGGUGGAUGGACCAUGGUAUGGAAGCACUCCUACUUUGAGGGACCGUACAAAACCCGCCUCAAUGAUAUGCGCUCCUACAGCAGUUACUAUGAGCCAUGCCUGGGUGUACCCACAUCCACAGGAACCUGGUGCAACAUUCCCAACAAGGUACAGACCGGUUACAAGGAGCAGAUGGUCAGUGCUUACCACAAGGGCAAGCUGGUAUACGCCUACAAAGCCAAUAUCAACUCUCAGCUGGGAAAGUCCAAUCCAGGUGUGUACCUGACGUCCACCAACAGGGUAUAUGACAACUGCGGUUCGAGUGUCGGAAUCCGUCCUAGCUACUCCAUUGGAGGCGGCUCUACACCAGGAAUUACAUUUGACAAGGCCUCGCCGGACGACUUUCACUCCAACUGUGAUACGGAAUGGAAUAGCUACGUAUACGACUGUCGCUGGGAGAAUUGCGCGUUGAAGUCAUCCAUUUCCUCAACAUCAUCUCACACACAGAUGACCAUGAUAAUUUGGGUUCGGUAGAUGAAAAGUGCAGCUUUUCAAUCAGCGUGUUGAAAACAACACAACCAGACUUCGUUCUAGGAUAGAUCACGGGUCAAUUGACCAUUCUAUCGUUAAAAUGUUUGAACGUUUUUAAAAUGAUGUUGGAGUAUCAUUAAUUUUUAUUUAUUUUUUUUUAUUUUAUUCUCGUAUCCGUCCCGAAUGGGACUCACGACGGCAGAAUUAACUGUGA